Messenger RNA from Brassica rapa (field mustard), 5309 nucleotides. RefSeq names its product dnaJ protein ERDJ3B. NCBI's taxonomy places the organism in Eukaryota, Viridiplantae, Streptophyta, Magnoliopsida, Brassicales, Brassicaceae. The record is from RefSeq and is a predicted model, not a curated record. Gene Ontology annotation, biological process: protein folding.
AUAAAAAAUACCGUAAAAAUAUAAUUGGUUGAACAGUUUUAAAUAAAGUUAAAAUUAAUCUUGAAUAAAAUACGCAUUUUAAAAUAUUAUCUAUAUUAAAAGAAACGAAAGGAAUAAUUAUUAGGGCACAAACACACAAGUUGCAACCAGUGACGUCGGAUGAGUCACAUCAAUCAAUCUACAACAGCACUGGAUCGCUCAGCUGCGAUGGUCUGAUUUGCCUCACUGUUUAUGUGUGGGAACUUUCUAUUCCGUAAACCAAUGGUGUCAUCUGUAAUUUAUAUUUUGUUCUAGAAUAAAAUAAUAUUAUUCACUAGGUCUUCCGUAUAUGGGCCUUUUAACCAAGCCCAUUAAAGUAAACAAAAUGGACACAUUUUAGGUGGAGUUAUAGGCCAUCUUGAACGUAAAUGAGGCAGCGAGUCUGCGGUCAUUUAUCCACGUGACUGAUAUUAAUUGGUUAGAUUUGUGAGAGACUUAGUCCUGAUUGGUUAAGCAUUGCAAUGUACACGUAAUCUCGUCACUGGGGGUUCGAAUCCUAAAAUGUGUUUUGGAAUCCUUCCUUCUGAGAAAGAGGGAAGUGACAGAUUCGAGUUAUGGAAUCUCAGAUUGGUGUAACCGUAAGGGUUGAAAGGCCUUGGGAGAGUAGAGUAGGAUCCUCUUCUGAUUUCCGUUUCCAAUGGCGACUCGGUGGUCAGAGCUAUGUAUCGUCUUGUUCGCACUCUCUUACGCCAUCUGCGUCAUUGCAGGGAAGAGCUACUACGAUGUGCUGCAAGUGCCGAAAGGUGCCUCUGACGAACAGAUCAAGAGAGCUUAUAGGAAACUCGCUUUGAAGUAUCAUCCCGAUAAGAAUCCGGGAAACGACGAAGCCACUCGCAAAUUCGCUGACAUCAACAACGCUUAUGAAGUGCUGUCGGAUGAGGAGAAGAGGGAGAUUUAUAACAAGUAUGGUGAAGAAGGUCUUAAACAGCAUGCUGCUAAUGGUGGACGUGGUGGUGGAGGAGGCAUGAACAUGCAGGACAUCUUUAGCCAGUUCUUUGGUGGUGGUGGUUCGAUGGAGGAAGAAGAGAAGGUUGUCAAGGGUGAUGACGUCAUUGUCGAACUUGAGGCCACUCUUGAAGAUUUGUACAUGGGAGGCUCUAUGAAGGUAUGGAGGGAGAAGAAUGUUAUAAAACCAGCUCCUGGAAAGAGAAAGUGCAACUGCAGGGAUGAGGUUUAUCACAGGCAAAUUGGUCCUGGAAUGUUCCAACAGAUGACCGAGCAGGUCUGUGACAAAUGCCCAAAUGUUAAGUUCGAACGGGAAGGAUACUUUGUCACAGUUGAUAUUGAGAAAGGAAUGAAAGACGGAGAAGAAGUGUCUUUCUACGAAGAUGGUGAACCUAUUCUCGAUGGUGAACCUGGUGACCUUAAGUUCCGAAUCAAAACUGCACCACAUGCCCGUUUCAGGAGAGAUGGCAACGAUCUACACAUGACCGUCAACAUUACACUGGUUGAGGCGCUAGUUGGGUUUGAGAAAUCAUUCAAACACUUGGAUGAGCACGAAGUUGACAUCAGUUCCAAGGGAAUUACAAAGCCCAAGGAAGUGAAGAAGUUCAAAGGAGAAGGAAUGCCACUUCACUUCAGCACAAAGAAAGGCAACCUCUUCGUCACUUUCGAGGUUUUGUUCCCUUCUUCUCUCACUGAGGAUCAGAAGAAAAAGAUUAAAGAAGUCUUGGCUUGAAACUACUAUCUCUCUGGAAAUUUGAAAUUUGGGGUUUAAAUAGAACUUUGAUGAUCUUUUUAUGUAACACGACUAGGUUUUAAUAUAGAAAAAAGGGGAGAGAAAAAGGAAGAUGAGAAAAGCCACAAGGAGGUUUUGUUUAUAUAUAUCUUUUGGUUUUGUUGAUCAAAUUAGUGCAUUUUUAUGAUUCAUCUAAACCUUGGAUUAUUCAGUAUCAGAAAUUGAAGUAUCUCACAUCACAUGAUCAUACAACAGUAACAAAUGUCUGGUUUUCAUAGAAAACUAAUGCAAAAAAUUAAAAAAUUUAGUAUGUUGUUUCAUUUUAAAAUAAAGGGGAUUUGCACUAGAUAGCAAAAAUAUAGGAGAUAAUUAGGUAGAUGGGUAAGACACUGUAUUUUUUUAGGUAAUACCAAGACAGUCCUUAUUUCUACAGGAAAAGCAAAGUACAGUAUCUGUUACACGUCAGACGUGAUUACUUAAAACAGACGGUUGCCCACAAAAAGUGUCAAUAAUGCAAAGAAUUAAGACUUUCUUUCUCUUUUAUGCAAAAAAAAAACUAAAGGGAUCUGUAAUAAUAUUAUUCCCCAAAUCGAUCUCAAUUCCCAGUUCCUCCAAACAACCUACGGGAGUAGGUGAGUACGAGUACGGCAAGUAGCAUCAGUCUCAUCCUCAAAUCAUAUGGAUUCCGAGUCACCGACAUUAAAAUUGGUCUCUUUUCUCUCCUUAUUACAAUAACCUUUGUUGUUUCUUUCAUGUGUGUAAUAACGAACAUGUGUUCUGUUUCUUAUGUUUUCUUCAAGCACAGUUUGUUUCUUUUCUUUCAUUUUUGCUUUUGAUUUUUUUUCUUCCAAUGAAAAAGAAAGUUUCAGAUUCAAUUCCCGGUUCCUCCAAACAACCUAGGGAGUAGGUGACUACGAGAAUCGUAAGAUUAGAGAAAAAAUGUUGGCAAAUCUCAGCCAUUACUCAUCUCCACCGGGUUCACCUAACGAAGUCCCUGUAAGUCGACAAAAAUAAUAUUCAGACAAUUAUACUCGAAUCCAGUUUCUAUACUUUGUACAUGGUUUUAUGUAUAUACUCAAAUCCGGUUUCUAUUAGUUGUACCCGGUUUUUAUGUAUAGGCAACUACGGUUUCUCCUCUUCGAAAAUAUCUUAUCCUCACCGAAAAUAUCUUCUCCUCUUCUCUUCACUUCUCCUCUCUAAAAAUAUCUUACAACUCUUCUCUCACCAAUUUGGAAAAAUAUAACUGAUUUUGUACACUUAUUUACUUUUUCAAUCGGUUCAAAAAUAAAACUAAUAAAUAAUCAUAACUGUCAGUUGCAGGUUACUUGUAAAAUAUAUCAAAACUCUUCUCUCUUUAAUUUUUAUAGAUACAUCCGGUUGCAAUAACUAAUAUCAUAGUUUUAAAAGAAUGUAGCCGGUUUCGCUAAGUGUAUUGCGUUUUGAAUACAAAUUUAAUUAUUUGCGAGUAACCCGGGUAACAGGUAACGAGGAAGGUGUGGGUAAAGGAGAUAAUUGGCAACUCAUGGAAAAAUUGUCAUGGUUCGCCAAUUAUUAAAAAGUUUGCAUAGAUCUGCAAUUACCAUGCUGAAUUUUGAUUUCUAGCUAAAUAGGCCUAAAAUAAAUUAACAAAAACAGGUUAAUAUAUGCUUUAUUUUUCACCAGCUCUUGUGCUCGCACCAGAUGAUCUUUAAUCUUCUUCAGAACAUGAUUCUUUUCCUUUUAACAUUUCUUCCAACUCAAAGUUCUUGGUGGAACCAUAUUCAAACUGCAGUAACUGUGGUGGUUCUCGGCCAUACACCACUUUAAAAGGAUUUCUGCAGCGACGUAUGGUAUGAUGUAUUGUACCAUAGUUGAACCCAAUGCAAGAACCGUUGCCAUGACUUGGGAUGUGUUGAAGUAAAACAUCUGAGGUAAGUCUACUUAUAGUGAUGUAAUCAUCAAAACAAAGCAAAUCGAAAUAUUAAUAUUAUAACCGUAAAACCUACUCUACUUAUAGUGAUGUAAUCAUCACGUCUUCAUUUAACCAACGAGAGUCGCAUAUAUUUUUAAAAACCAUAUUAUAGUACUAUAGUAGACUUUGGCUAUAGUUAAUGGUAGUUAUAUAUAUUUCAUCAAUCUAACUUAUGAAUUGUGUGUUGGACAUUGCUUUCCUGUGGAAAAUUUCAGAAAAAAAAAACUCAAAAUUUAAAAAUAAAGCAUGAGACCAAAUGCAAUUUGAUAUUUUCUUAGGAGGCAUCUUCCCGGAAUGUCCCACCCGUGAAAGAACAGAGAAACAAAACGUGCUUCCAUUAUAAAACUGCCAGCUGGCAUCAGAGAUUGCUUUCAAAAAUAAAAAGAUUUGCUCAAAAGUUAUUGGGAUAUCUUACUUUUUUUUAAUUAUUAAAAAAAUAUAGAAAAAGCCUUCGCCAGCUCAUCACCACCAUCAUCAUCAUCUCCUCCUUUAAAAAGAACCCUAGGGACUACUUCAUCGCCUUCUUUCGUUUCGCCUUUGAUCUAUAGCCUUUUUGUUUUUGCGUUUUCUUUCGAUCAGCUAAGUUUCGAUCCAUUCUUGUUCUCGCUUUUCAAAUAUCUUCUCCUCCUUCGCUUGAUUCCUUCUGUUCUCAGAUCUAUUCUUCGUUUGAUUUCAGAUCUAGAUCUAGGGUUUGUUCGAAUAAAAAUUGGGGGAAUUUGAAAAAAGAAGGAAUGAUUACAGAUUCUCUAUGAGCUACUCAGUUCUUCUUCGUCGUAUUCGCAUAGUACACUCUUUCUCCGUCGUUUAUCUCUACUACACCUACGUCUUCUCAUGAACUAAUCGUCUCCAAUCUCAUCUCAAAUAAAACAUUUCUGAGUUUUUUUUCUUUCCAUACAAUCUAAGCGAUUCUUUGAUAGAUUAGAGAGCGGCUGUGUGUGUAGAAUUUGGGGGUAAUUUAUAGGGAUUUAGAAGAAAAAAAUUAUAUUAUUUAAUUUUGGUGAGGAAAAAGUCAAAAAGUCAACGGAAAUGGGGUCGAAAAGUCCUGAUUCCGACAACGAUCCGCGGUACGCUUCCGUCACGGACGAGAGGAAGAGGAAGAGAAUGAUCUCCAACAGAGAGUCCGCUCGGAGAUCAAGGAUGAGGAAGCAGAAGCAGCUCGGCGAUCUAAUCAACGAGGUCACUGUGCUCAAGAACGAUAACGCUAAGAUCACUGAGCAGGUUGAUGCGGCGACGAGGAGGUACGUGGAGAUGGAGUCCAAGAACGAUGUCUUGAGAGCGCAAGAGGUGGAGCUGACGGAGAGGCUGAGGUCGUUGAACUCUGUGCUGGAGAUGGUUGAGGAGAUUAGUGGUCAGGCUUUGGAUAUUCCUGAGAUUCAGAACCCUUGGCAGAUUCCUUGUCCGAUCAUGCAAACCAAUCAUGGCUUCUGCUGAUAUGUUUGAAUGCAUUGUCUUGUCCGUUCGAGUUUUGUAACAACUAGAGUCAUUCGUGUGUGUCGUCUUUAUACAACUUCAGUCUCUUGUUUUUCAGUUAUUUCAGUUUGUGUGGUCUUGCGGUUGUCUUUUAUUCUUGUGUCGGCUUAUUACAUAAGAUAAGGUUGUCAUGUAUUUGUGUUUCUUAAUGAAUUCAAGCUUUGUGUUGUU